AGGGAGAGGUUAUGCGUUUAUGUCGAUCAAAUUUAACUUGAAACCGCAAUAAAAACGUGUGUGUAAUAAAUACCCUGCAGUGUUGUAUUGUGACGUAAUAAGUAAUAUUUGUUGACGCCCUUCUUGAGGGGUGAUUUACACAAAUACAUCAUAAGUCGCAACAAUCUAGAAAUGUCAGAAGUAAGUAGUGAAACAAUCCACAUACCCCCGUAUCACUGAAUCAAACUAAAAUGACGUCAGAGAAUCCAGUAGACGUAGAAAAUGCGAACGUGAAAAAAUCAGACGACAAACAGACAAACAAAAAAGACAACAAUCAAACUCAUACGCUUAUGAAACUAUUCUACGAGUUACCUGACGACAUAAAACCAAACGGCAACAUGCUGAAAGAAACCCCACCGAUAACGAUUGUUGAAAUCACCGAGCAGAAUGGUUGUGAGCUAAACAGCGCCAGACUAUGUGAUAGUUAUAAAACUAGUCCAGAAAUAGGCAAUAAAGUAUACGAUUUAGAUGGACAGUGUCCAGACGUUAAGGAAAUAGAUAGAACAACUCCAGAUGACUGUACAGAGGAAGAUUUGGAAGAAUUAAAGAAGUUAUUAGAAAGCAAGCCUAGGUUAUUAGAGAGGUAUUUGAGGGAUUGUGCGUCACUGGAGGAGGUGAAUAGACUGCAUUGUAUAACGUCUGGUGGACCUUUAUCUCCAAGACCGACACACGAAGCGAGAAGUACGUCUGUGACGUCAGAUCUCUUCCAAUUAUGGCUGUCGUCGUCUCCUGUCAAGAGAUCACGGUCGCCUAGCAGCUCAGCUCAAAGACAGCUCGAUGAGGCUGAUCUUUUCAUGGACCUUAUCAAGGAUGUCGCAAAUGAAUUGGACAUUGAUGUACUCUGUCAUAAGAUCCUCGUGAAUGUGUGUUUGCUAACAUCAGCAGAUCGAGGCAGCUUAUUUCUGGCUAAAGGGACUCCACCUAGCAGAUACCUUCAAGCCAAACUAUUCGACGUUACGAGGGUUACAGAGUUAUCCGACGCGCUACGAAUGGCAAGGACGCAAGAAAUAAAGAUACCUUUUGGUGUUGGAGUGGCGGGCUUAGCCGCUCAGACCAAACACCCGAUCAAUAUUAAAAAUGCUUAUGCAGAUCCUAGGUUUAACAGUGAAAUCGACGCCCAAACUGGUUACAAGACGGAAUUAAUACUCUGUAUGCCUAUAUGUAACUAUGAAGGUGACGUCGUCGGUGUGGCACAGAUCAUAAAUAAAACCGAUGGUUCCAAAGAAUUCUCCGCUCGAGAUGUAGAAGUAUUUCGCCGGUAUCUAACCUUCUGCGGUAUUGGCAUACAAAACGCUCAACUAUUCGAGUCUUCCGUGCUAGAGUAUAAAAGGAACCAGAUCCUUCUAGCACUAGCUAGAAGUAUAUUUGAGGAACAGAAUAAUUUGGAAUGUCUAGUGACGAAGAUUAUGACCGAGGCGCGGGAGCUGUUGAAGUGUGAACGAUGCGCAGUAUUUAUAUUAGACACAGAUCAUUGUGAAUCGAGUCACUUGGAGCGUAUAGUACAGCGUCCGGGCGGGCGGCCAUCAGGCUAUCCUGCCCUAUCACCGCCCGCCCCAACCCGCUUUCAUACGCUCUUCGAGUUAGGCGCUCACCACUCUCGAACAACAUUGACGCCACGACACGACACCAAGUCGACGUUGGCAUCUAUUGCAUUGGCGGUAGCCCAAUCAAAUAAGGCUUUAAACAUAUCAAAUGUGGAUGAUUGGCGUCGAGAUAACGGCAUGACUGACAAAGAAUGUGACGAUGCAGCCAAUGUUAGGACCAUGCUCUGUAUGCCUAUUGUUAACGCUAAUAAGGACGUCAUUGGAGUCGCACAAUUGAUUAAUAAGGAAAAUGGUUCCCAGUUUACUGAUGGUGAUAUAUCAAUAUUUGAAGCGUUUGCAAUAUUCUGUGGACUGGGAAUCCACAAUACGCAAAUGUAUGAAAAUGCCUGCAAACUUAUGGCAAAGCAAAAGGUUGCUCUAGAAUGUCUCUCAUAUCAUGCGACGGCGUCCUCAGAGGAUACGACCAAGUUGUGCCAAGAUGUUAUUCCUUCAGCGGAAACGUACAACCUUUAUAGCUUUAAAUUUCAUGACUUUGAUCUAUCAGAUGAGGAUACGUGUAGAGCCACCUUGCGAAUGUUUCUUGAAUGCAAUCUAGUCGAAAAGUUUCACAUACCAUACGACGUUCUCUGCCGAUGGACUUUAAGCGUCAAAAAGAAUUACCGCCCAGUAAAAUAUCACAACUGGAGACACGCACUAAACGUAGCACAGACUAUGUUCGCUAUGAUGAAAACCGGAAAAAUGGAACGUUUUAUGUCAGAUCUGGAAAUAUUGGGCCUCCUUGUAGCUUGUCUAUGCCACGAUUUGGACCAUAGAGGCACAAAUAACGCGUUUCAGACGAAAACCGAAAGUCCUCUCGCGAUUUUGUAUUCGACUUCGACAAUGGAACAUCAUCAUUUCGAUCAGUGUGUCAUGAUUUUGAAUAGUGAAAGCAAUAACAUUUUUCAGGCUCUAUCACCAGUGGAUUAUAAAUGCGUGAUGCGCGUAGUGGAGACUGCUAUAUUAUCCACCGACCUUGCUAUGUACUUUAAGAAGAAGUCUAAGUUCCUGGACCUAGUGGAUAAUGGAGAGUUUGACUGGCAGAGUCCCGAGAAAAAAGAAUUGCUAUGUGGCAUGAUGAUGACGGCAUGUGAUGUGUCAGCGAUCGCUAAACCCUGGGAAGUCCAACACAAAGUGGCCAAGCUAGUGGCCGAUGAGUUCUUCGACCAGGGAGACCUUGAAAAGCUUCAGCUCAACCAGCAGCCGAUCGCUAUGAUGGACAGAGAAAAAAAGGACGAAUUACCCCAAAUGCAAGUGGGUUUCAUCGACAUGAUCUGUCUUCCCCUGUACCGUGUGCUCUCAGACACGUUCCCCUGGAUCCAGCCUCUAUAUAGCGGCACCUUUGAGAACCGACAGAGGUGGCAGGACCUGGCAGAGAAGGUGGAAAUGGGGCUCACGUGGAUAGAUCACGAUACCAUAGACAAACCGAUUGAAGAGUUUACGACUUCCAACGACACGAUUAAAGACGUGGAGUUCACCGUCACCACUCUAAAUUGUCAACGACCUGUAUCAGAUACUGUGGCCCUGGUCAAGCCCUUCAAAACCCCAUUCCACUCCCUUAGACGAGGGAAGACUUCCAGUGUUAACGUCAGGCCUUCGAGGAAUAAACUUACUAGUUUCUUCCAGGUCUCUCUACGCGGCCCCAAACAAUCGCGAAGACCAAGAUCCAACAGCGAAGGAGACCCCACCGACGCAGCCACAACUCCCGCAAACCAAGACAUCUAAACAUAAAGGAAGGUUGUGUCAUAUGUUGUGACGAAGUUUGAACUGGGGCAGUGAAAACAGCACAGACAAAAAGGACAGACAAAAGCCGUCCCAGUCAAUCGAUUAAUUAUGUCCUUAACAUGGUUUCACUUAAUAAACUGUUAAUUAAAUAUGUCGAAGUAAUGGCGCUGGCGUCAGCUACCAUUGUCAUAAUAUUUUACUUCAAACUUUAAAGUUUAACCAGUUUAUAACCGUUAUUACUUGUGGUUCAUUCGAUUUGUUAAUGUUAUUAAAUCUAAAAAAUAACGACUAUUUGGCUGUCUAAUGUAAUAGUUAUUUCAUUGGAGUUAUUAUUUACGUCGGAGCAAUGCAGUUAGUGUCAGCUGUUGUUGUCAUUAUAAUAUAAAAGUCAAAGUAUACCAAACGUCGACCUUCGCAACGUUCUUAAAUGUCAAUUAGAAAAGAAAACACUUUGUGAAAACACACAACCAAUUCUUAUGAAUGGGCUAUUUAAUUUAAAAACCUUUCCAUGGUAUUUAUUACACUAUUAUCUUUACAAAUUGUUAUUUUUAAUUCUGUUAAGCAACAAGUUCAAAUUAACAUUAAUAAUCAUACCCGCCAAAAAGGUUGCCUAGUCAAGAUGGCGUCGUACCAUGCUUGUUAACCAAUAAACAAAUGUCAAGACUUUACUGCAUAAUUUUAAUUUUACACAAAUACCAAUAUUCUUAGAUCAAAAACAGUCUCCGACAAAAUUACACUCCAAGUUAGUGUUAGUAUUAGACAGAGGAUGCCAUAUUGUUAUUAUUUAAUUAUGGGUUAUUUUCACAAGUUAUUUUCUUCUUAAUCUGCAAUCUAAAAUUAAUAUUUUAAAGAUUAAGAAGAAAAUAACUUGUUAUUUUAAUUGUAAUUUAAGUUUGUACAGAUAAUUCUCAAUAACAAUUUAUUUUUCUUACAUACAUAUUGAGGAAGAGCUAUUGUCAUAUAUUAACAGUUUAUUGUAACUGAAAUAAGCUAUAGUCUUUGAUGUUUAAUCAAGGAAUAUAGUUAACAGUUCUAAAAUAGUUUGAUAAAUGUUAACUUUAAUAUGUACUUCGACUGAAGAUUUGUUUACUGCAUUCGUGAUAUUUCAAACUGAUUCAUUUAUUUGUUAAAGUAAGAGAUAUAAUUUGUGUAGCUUUGUAUUUACCGUGUGAGUCAGCUUCGAAAGAGAGAGUCAAAUUUUACAGUGCUUAAAAUUUUUGUUGCCAUCUUUAAGUAUUCAUAUAAAAUAAUAAAUAUAAAUCAACGUAAAGUUAAUAAAAUUUUGAAGCAAGGCACGUAUUUCUCUCUUUACAAAAUGUUUACAUUAUCUACUCGUAGUGAUAAUAGUAUAUACGAAUAAUAGUUUAGAAAAAUGAUUUCGCUUUAAACCAAAUUAUUUGGUUGCGUAGUAAUAUUAUAUUGGCAAUAGACAACUACGAAAUGCUUCAAGGACCGCAGUGAACAAAUUUUCUGAAAUCUUUGUAAUAACUAGUUACUACGUCUUUUUGACGCCCACUUGUUUCCUGUAAUGACUAGUUCCCGUGUUUAGAACGGAUAACGUAUGCAGAUGCGAUAUAUGUGCACUUACUUCUCUAUGAAUAUUGACUUUGACGUAAGAAUCAAAGAACAACAACCAAGAAAAAUUUCGUUGCAUACCAACCUCUUUUUAAAACAAAGUUAAAUUCUCUCUUUUAAUAUUUCGUCUUCUUCUGUAAAAUUUUGUUUACGCUAUGAGAAAAGGAGGCGGAAAUAGUAGGUUGACAGGAUGAUAAUCAGCUGUCAAUGGAUGGAUUUGUCAGGUGUCUAGAUUGCAGUUAAAGAUUGCACAAAGAUAAGUCUUUGAAAAUUGACUUAAGUGUAUUCAAAGACAACAUUAAAUGUGUGUCUGUGGAUUUUGAUUAAAAGAGGGCGUUGACAAGUUUGCAACUUGUCUGAAUUUAAUUCAAUUUGCACCUUUAUAUAUUAUCUUGGUACUGUUUUGUUUGUUAAUUAAUUUUUUGAAGCUAUACCCAAAGCUAAAUAUAGGAACUAGUUAUUUACAAUAGUGUAAUGUAUUUAUAGACUGUGAUCUAGUGUUACUUCACUCUAAUUUGUAAAUAGAAUCUUGUUGUAAGUUUCUAGGUCUCAACACGAAAUUAGAUGAAAAUAACGUGCGGUAAUCGUGUGUAAAUUGGUUUUUUUGUUGUUAGAAAUUAAUUAAUCUACCAAAAGACUUAGGCUAUAAAUAAAGAGAGGACUCAUUAAAUGGUCUUACACGAUGAGCAUCCUAUGGACGUAUUAGACGCGAUAAUGAGCGCAGACUAAACCCACUAGAACGUUCCAGCAAUGUAUCAAAUUGCGUACAAAAGCGAAGAUUUGCCUAGGACGGUCAUGAUAUGACCGUUAUAAUGCACAGCAAUAUUUUUAAUAAUUUAUCGUCGACAGUACGACAAUAUUUAUAGACUUAUAGACACAAAUUAGUCCAGUUAGACACAUGUACGGAACGCAUAUUAAUUAUUUGAGAUACAGGUACAAUUUACCCUUCUAAUUUUCGUUUUAAAAUCGUCUUAUAUCUUGUCGAGACCUAUUCAUAUUGUUGGAUGUGUAGAUGUGUUAUUGAUAAUAAUGUUUCUGUACACAAUGCGAAUUAUCUUCAAGUCACUAUUGUUAUGGUUAGAUUUUCUAAAACUGUCCCUAAGUUUAAAACAUUUGUAUAACUUCAUAUUUUAAUUAAGUUCCUUCAAUAAGAAUGUCGUUACCUAUCGACACUGAUAAACAAAAGACGGAACAAUGACGCCCUUCGUUCGAUUGUUUGAUCUAACGGAAAACGAUUCAUAUAGCGUGUCUUUGAACGACUGGUCGUUUAUCAAACUUUACUAUACUAAGACGUAAGACGAAUCUUACAUGUAGGGAACAUGUAAGAUUAUUUAUUGACAUUUUAAUUUGUUUGCUUUUUGCUCAAUCUUU
Molecule: messenger RNA, 6290 nt
Organism: Pieris brassicae (large cabbage white)
Lineage: Eukaryota; Metazoa; Arthropoda; Insecta; Lepidoptera; Pieridae
Product: cGMP-specific 3',5'-cyclic phosphodiesterase-like
Exons: 20
Coding region: 231-3344 (1037 amino acids)
Biological process (GO): signal transduction
Molecular function (GO): protein binding; 3',5'-cyclic-nucleotide phosphodiesterase activity
Source: RefSeq, a predicted model, not a curated record